Macrosteles quadrilineatus (aster leafhopper) is the source of this 1780-nucleotide messenger RNA. Its product is annotated as lactosylceramide 4-alpha-galactosyltransferase-like. Gene Ontology annotation, biological process: glycosphingolipid biosynthetic process. The transcript is spliced from 4 exons. Gene Ontology annotation, molecular function: hexosyltransferase activity. The record is from RefSeq and is a predicted model, not a curated record. NCBI's taxonomy places the organism in Eukaryota, Metazoa, Arthropoda, Insecta, Hemiptera, Cicadellidae. Bases 216 to 1427 code for a protein of 403 amino acids.
UGUGGGUGAAAAUAGAGAAGUCUGCACAUUACAUAUUUUUGGUCAGAUUUUCGACCACUGGACGACCUCUAGUACUUGUUGAUCUGAACGAGAUCACUUGUUUUGGGAUUUUCUCGGGAAUUGGAUUCCUCAACCAUUAGCGCUUUCGCGCCAUAGCGAGUAACAGAUGCAGAUGAGUUGUUGCAAAAUGAAGUGAGUGGAAAAAUGGCAAAAUAAUGGAAACUGAAUCAUUAGAGAGCUUGCUACCUCAAGAACCAGUUCUUCAGAUAACAAAUAGCUGUAGAGAUCACUGUUUUAACUACCAGUUCAAGUUCAACGAAAGAAGAAUAAAAAAUGUAAUUGCUUUAGCAUUUUUAACAGUUGUUUUUGUGACUAUCUACCACAGAGAAAUACUAAUAACCAAGUUAUAUCCAGAAGAAGACAUCCCUUUCAUCAUCCCUGAGCAGCAGACAAAUUCGGAACUAAGGGUAAAUAAAACUGACUUGAGAUCUGUAACUAAUAAAACCAUGUUUGUGGAUGUGAAAGACAUUAAACAAAGUGUACGUAAUAUAUUUUUUACUGAAACCACCUGUGGUGCAGAGGCUUUAAAAAAAAGCUUUAGUGAUACUAGAAAACUAAUACUUAAGCCGAGACAGGUUUGCGCUAUAGAAUCUACGGCUUUGACCAAUCCUGAACAUUACAUUUACAUUCUUUACACAUGUCCUCUGGAUGGCUUAAUAUACUUUCCAGAUUACGCCAAAUCAAUAGUUACCCUUCCAAAUAUUUUCAUAGUUCAGCUAAAUUUGACUGAAUUUUUCAACAACACUCCAGUUCAAGAUCUAUACAAGAGCAGAACAAUGGAAACCUCCAGUCAUCCCAAGGAACAUUUUAGUGACUUAUUAAGGUAUAUUGUGCUUUGGAAAUUUGGUGGCACCUACCUGGAUUUGGAUGUUGUUACGAUCAAAUCAUUACUAGAUCUGGGGAGCAACUUUGCUGGAGUUGAAGACUGGUCAGUCAUCAACUCAGCAGUUUUGAAUGUCGAUUCAAUGGGAAAUGGCCACGAGUUAGUUCAGAAAGCACUGCAAUAUGUGAAUAAACAUUUUGAUGGAAAUGGCUGGAUCUCAAAUGGCCCAGAAGUCUUAACAAAAAUGAUCUUGAAAGAGUGCAACAAGGAAAAAAUAGACGAGGAGCUUUUGAAGUGUGACAAGUUCCAUUUAUUUCCGUCCACGUACUUCUAUCACAUACACUGGACCCGAGAGGAAGACUUUUUUAACUCUACAUUAGGUCCAGAUAUAGUGGAGGAUCUGAAAAAUCACUCCUAUGUCGUACAUAUGUGGAACAAAAUCAGUAAUAGUCACGUUGUAAAAAUAGGUUCAAACCAAGCUUAUGGACUGUUAGCGGAGGAGUUUUGUCCAAACGUAAUUGAAAACUCUGGAGGGGAGUUUUAAGACAACAUUGUAAAUGCAAAUAAAACACCACCCCAUUACAGCAAACUGCAUACCAUUUAAUAAUCCAUUGAAUAAUUAUUACUGAUAGUUAUUAUAUGUAUUGAAUUGUUUAUCUGUCAAGCUUAAUGAAAUAGGUACAAAAUAUUUUUGGAAAAGUUUCGAUUUCUGGGAAAUAAACUCAACAAUUUUUUUGAGGUACAACAUCUAUCUCAUUAUGAAGACUACAGUAGUUAAUUCACUAGACUACAUGGUAAUCUCACUAAUAAUAGACUAAUGCAAAUCAGAUAUUCGUGUGUAUUAUACCUCAUCAGUACCCACAGCAGCUAGAAAGCAAAAUGCAGAUUGAAAACUUC